This is a messenger RNA of Trachemys scripta elegans, 1459 nucleotides long. RefSeq names its product staphylococcal nuclease domain-containing protein 1-like. The record is from RefSeq and is a predicted model, not a curated record. The transcript is spliced from 12 exons. Gene Ontology annotation, molecular function: RNA binding; nuclease activity. Gene Ontology annotation, biological process: mRNA catabolic process. Lineage: Eukaryota; Metazoa; Chordata; Testudines; Emydidae. Gene Ontology annotation, cellular component: cytosol; nucleus. Bases 68 to 1459 code for a protein of 463 amino acids.
CCCCUCACCUCAGCGCGUCCGCCCCGACCUGACCCGCCCGGCCCGGCCCGGCUCGGCUCGGCUCGCCAUGGCCUCCGUCGCCCCCGGCCAGAGCGGCUCCGCCGCGCCCCUCGCGCUGCAGCGCGGCAUCGUCAAGAUGGUCCUCUCCGGCUGCGCCAUCAUUGUCAGAGGGCAGCCCCGUGGGGGGCCCCCUCCUGAGCGGCAGAUCAACCUCAGCAAUAUCCGUGCUGGAAACCUUGCCCGCCGGGCUGCUGCAGGACAGCCAGAUGCUAAGGAUACUCCUGAUGAGCCCUGGGGAUUUCCGGCUCGUGAGUUCCUGCGAAAGAAGCUCAUUGGGAAGGAGGUGUGCUUCACUGUGGAGUACAAGACCCCGCAAGGCCGGGAGUAUGGCAUGGUGUAUCUUGGCAAAGACACGACCGGGGAGAACAUUGCCGAGUCUCUCGUGGCAGAAGGCCUGGCCUCUCGCAGGGAAGGAAUCCGAGCCAAUAAUCCUGAGCAGAACAGACUGGCUGAGCUGGAAGAUCAGGCGAAGGUUGCGAAGAAAGGAAUGUGGAGCGAAGGAACAGGCUCUCACACGGUCCGGGAUCUCAAGUACACGAUUGAAAAUCCACGCCACUUUGUGGACUCCAUGCACCAGAAGCCAGUCAAUGCCAUCAUAGAACAUGUCCGGGAUGGCAGCGUGGUCAGAGCCCUGCUCCUCCCCGAUUACUACCUGGUCACCGUCAUGCUUUCUGGCAUCAAGUGCCCCACGUUCAAGCGGGAGGCAGAUGGUGCAGAGACACCGGAGCCGUUUGCAGCAGAAGCAAAGUUCUUCACUGAGUCACGGCUGCUGCAGAGAGAUGUGCAGAUUGUCCUGGAGAGCUGCCACAAUCAGAACAUCCUGGGCACCAUCCUCCAUCCGAAUGGCAACAUCACGGAGCUGCUGCUGAAGGAAGGCUUUGCGCGCUGCGUGGACUGGUCCAUUGCUGUGUACACCCGCGGGGCUGAGAAACUGCGAGCGGCCGAAAGGUACGCCAAGGAACGCAAGCUGAGAAUCUGGAGAGACUAUGUGGCUCCCACAGCUAAUCUGGACCAGAAGGACAAGCAGUUCGUUGCCAAGGUGAUGCAAGUGCUAAACGCAGAUGCCAUUGUGGUUAAGCUGAACUCUGGAGACUACAAAACCAUUCAUCUGUCCAGCAUCAGACCACCUAGACUGGAAGGAGAAGGCACCCAGGGCUAUGGCAACAGAGUUCCUUCAACUGGGAGGGAGACAGGGACGGGAUUAUUGUUUAACUGGGGGAAAAUGAUCAUGUCUCCAGAACAGCUGGUUGAAGCUGAACCCGAGCAAAACAGAGCAGCUGCAAGUGAUGCUUUCUACCCUCUCUGGUUGGCUGGGAGUCCCCAUGCCAUCCUAGUGGGCGAAGACUUGGCUCAGUUGUUCAUGCCUGUCACCGCUCAGUUGGACUACAGCAAGGCAUGA